AUGUCUGCACCGUAUUGGGGCGCGCUGCCUCAGCCAAAAGGUGUUCGAAGCCGGCGAGUUUCAGCAGAUUACACCCAUGAAUUCGCGCAAAAUGACCAGAGGCGUUCGUUGGAUGUCGAGCGUACGCGCAAAGCCAAUCGCGCCUCAGUCCAAACAACUUACACCGAAGCUCCCACCGACACGACAUUCAGUCCCAACUCGCCGACAUCAGCAGCUGACUAUCAAGGCCUGGCCCCUAGACCAGCCUCAUAUCGUGGGUUCCCUCAAGAGCAAGCAUUUGAAAGAUAUGAUAGGCAAGAUCGACGAUCAAACCGAGUCCCUGACGAAUUCGAAAGCAUCUCACCAGCUCCGCCAUCAGUCACGGAUACUAUAAUUCGAGGCCCGCCAACAAAUUAUCGCGACCCUUACGCAGAUGAACCAUACAACUACCCCCAUCAGUCGACAUCGUCACAGCCUGUGCGGAAAUCUGCGGCUCAGGCAGAGAGCAUGGGCUACGGCGAACACACCACACCUCAACGAGAUAGUCAAUAUGGCGCACCGCAGCCGUUUGUCGAUGGUGGGCUCGCCCGAACAGAUAGCAUUGCUUCUGCUCAACUUCAGAGAACCCCAACGAUUGGGCAGAAUGAGCGGCGAAAAAAGUUGGCAGACAACCGAUCACCCCUCCAGAGGCUUGAGCUGACGCUCGACAGCAUGACCAAGGAGGAAAAGAGAGCGCGAGUGGAAGCAGCAGAGCAGCGGGCCAGAGCGAGGGCUGCCAAAAGAGCUGCCGCUGAAGCUGCCGAAAACCAAAACCCGUCUCCGCUCUCAACUCCUACCCAACGACAAAGCCACCGCCCUACGGCAGUCGAGUCGCCUACUGCUGCGACAAUAUCAAGAUCAGUAACACUACGAGACAUCACCUCACCUAAAUCCUCAGCUACACAAUCAGUACAGCCCGGACAGCGAGUACCCGAAGACCAAUAUUAUCGCCAGAGCCAGGAUGGCCUUCGCCGAUCAAAAACGACGGCUGAACACCAACCAAGGCAGCUACCACAGCCGCCCAUCCGUGAAGAACAGCGGCCGAGGCAGCUACCUCAGCCACCUGUACGCGAAGAUCAGCAACCAAGACAGUUGCCCCAACCGCCCAUACGUGAUGAUCAACGCAGAAUUCAUCCUCAAGAAGCCUCUCGUCCUGAUGAUCAGCGCCGAUAUUCUAGCCAAGCAGCUCUUCAGUAUCCUCAGGCCAGCCCUGAUCAGUGGCAGCCUACCUCAGGAGGGGAUAUUCCUAAGCGCAAUCUCAGCUUCCGCGAGCGCGAUGUCUGGCGUGAGGCGAAACCUCUCGAUGCAGAUUCAAACCAGCCUUCGAAAGGAUCCAGCGGCUUUUCCCUUACACGCAGCGGAAGUAACAAGCUAAGAAAAGAACCCCCUGCAGAUGUCUGGCGUCGCAUACGCGCCGAAGCAGAACGACGAUUGCCGCCGGAGCCACAGCCUGCUCAAGCUCAGUUUGAUGAUCCAAUGGGGUCUCCGCAAGGGUCCCCACGAGGAUUACCAGUAGGAGCACAACAACAGGCGCGCAAUAAAGAACUGCCUCCUUUGCCUUUAGCUGUGAAUGACCAGAUAAAUGUCCGGCCAGAGGCAAAGAAGGCGUCUACGUCUGCUGCCGAGACUGAAAUUCAGGCUAUGCAGCGGCGGGCCACUGAACCCAUUUAUGCUCGAGAGGAGAGAGGGCUGAAUGCUGAAUAUGCCCCCGCGGCUGCCAUUGGCAGGAUCAUUUACGAGGCGAGUCAAAAGAACCGGGGAGCCUUUCCACAGCUAAACUCUGCAGUAAAGAGUUUGGAAGAUCAGACGAAUCAUGGUCUAAUAGCGGAGACACAGGAACCACAACAACCACAACAACCACAGGAAUCACUUGAGCCGCCGAAGCUGCAGCAAUCACAGGAGCGGCUCGAGUCGCGAUUCGCAUCCAAGAACCCGGAGGGGCUACAUUCCGGCGAUGGCUUGAAUAACUCGUCCCGGUGGCUGAAUGAGUGGCGGAAAGGCACAGUCGGUACCUUAUCUGGGACCCUUCUCGACCUUAGUGGUGACCAGCCGGCCGGAUCGAUGGAGAAGAACAACGCUCGCUUGGACCGAGAGCAGGGAGGCCAUCACCGGAGAAUUAGCAGCAUUACUUCGAGGCCACGCAAGGCUGAAGCAUUCGAUGGAGAGUACGAUGAUACCAGUGGCGCGCCCACUCGAUUCAAACCGCAGUUAUACUUGAAAUGUGGCCCGCUUCUAAGAUACUGCGGCCUGCGUUACGAACAGGUUCCACCCAGACCUCGAGGGCCAGCGGCCAUGCAAGAUCGUGAAAUCUGGAGAGGAAGUGUUAUGAUUGUAACCAACGAUGCCCAGUCGUCCUAUGACAUUGCGCCGACGCUUCGGCUAUUCGUGCAAGAUAUCGAGCUGUUGCCUCCGCCUCCCCACCAGGUUAACGGUGAGCUCUCUCCCGAAUAUGUGGACCCAAUCGCCGGACAUCCCAAGCUGGGCCGCAGUGGUGAGACCCUGUAUGUUCGACCCGUGGACCAUCUUGAAGAAGGCAGAGAUCUAUCUCAUGAUGAGUCUGAAGAAGGGCUAUUUGAGAAAUCAAGAAGCCCGCCAGAUGAACCUCUGCCACACGGGCUCCAAGACUAUCCGGGAUCGUUUGCUAGCCGCCGAGCGCGAGCAAACGUUGAUGGUGAGAAGUUGCAAAAGUACAAGGAUGUGAGGGGUUUCCGCCUUCACGCCGAACAGGGAUGUACGUUUUGGCGUUUCAAUAUUGAGGUUGAGCUUCGCGAGCAGCAACAACGGAUCGCAUAUCGCAUUAAUCGUGGUCCAGCUAUGGCUUUCUGGGUUCCUGGGCGCGGACAAGCAAUGAAUAUGAUGUUCUAUUCAUGCAAUGGUUUCAGCAUCAGCGUCAACCCUCAUGAGAUGAGCGGACCUGAUCCCAUGUGGCGCGACGUACUCAACUCGCACCAGACACAGCCAUUCCACGCCAUGAUAGGUGGCGGUGAUCAGAUUUACAACGACUGUGUAGCCUACGAUAGUCCACUAUUUGACCAAUGGCUCCAGAUCACUGUUCCUGAAAAGAAGCUCAACGCCCCGUUCACAUUCGAGUUGCAGACUGAAUUAGAGCACUUUUACUUGGAACGAUACUGUGCCUGGUUUUCCCAGGGCUUGUUCGGGCUGGCCACUUCACAAAUUCCCAUGGUCAAUAUGUAUGAUGAUCAUGAUAUUUUUGAUGGAUAUGGCUCUUAUGCUCAUGCCGAUAUGAGCUCACCAGUAUUUUCAGGCUUGGGGUGGGUGGCUUUCAAAUAUUACAUGCUCUUCCAGCAUCAAAGUAUUGUAACCGAGACGGAGAAUUCUGAGCCAAGCUGGAUUUUGGGUGAGCAGCCAGGCCCAUACAUCCAAGAAGUCAGCCGCAGUCUCUACAUGUCUAUGGGUGGAAAGGUUGCUUUGCUUGCCGUGGAUACUCGCACAGAGAGGACUGAAGACGUCGUGCUAAGCGAAAAGACAUGGGACAAGAUUACAAGCAGGAUGUAUGCGGAGAUCAGGAAGGGGCAAGUAGAACAUCUGCUCGUCCUUCUCGGAGUUCCAAUUGCCUACCCCCGCCUUGUUUGGCUGGAAAAUAUAUUGACCUCAAAACUGAUGAGCCCCGUUAAAGCAAUCGGCAAGACAGGCGUGCUCGGCAAGACUCUGAACAAUAUCAAUGAUAACUAUGAGAUUCUGGAUGAUCUCAAUGAUCAUUGGACUGCCAAGAACCAUAAAAGGGAGCGCACCGUUAUAAUUGAAGAUUUACAAGACUUGGCUAUCGACCGGUCUGUGCGAAUCACAAUCCUGAGCGGCGACGUUCACCUUGGCGCUGUUGGCCAGUUUUAUUCUAACCCCAAGCUCGGCUUGGCUAAACACAAUGAUCCUAGGUACAUGCCGAAUAUCAUAUCUUCCGCUAUUGUCAAUCGCCCACCUGCAGACAUCGUCGCCGAUCUGCUGAAUAAGCGCAACAAAGUCCACCACUUUGACAAACAGACAGACGAAGCCAUGAUUCCCAUCUUCCAAAACGGUGUUGAUGGUAAGCCUAGGAACAACAAUAACUUGCUUCCUCACCGAAACUGGUGCUCUAUUCGCCUGUGGACGCCGGGCAGCACGCCGCCACCAUCGCCUCCCAUGUCCGACCGAGGAAGGAGUCGAAGCCCGGGAGGCGGAAGUUUGCUUCGGAGGCUUUCGUCUAGACGCCGCAGGUCUACCUCGCAACAGCCUUUUGAUGUCUCACGUGAAUCCGUGAGAGGGCCUCGGCCUCCCAUUUCAGGAGGAGGAGGUCUUUUCAAGAACUUUGGGCGACGGAACUCGGUCGAUCAACAACGCCCUGUAGGAGGAGGAGUGACUCGAACCAUGUCCCUUGGACGCGGAGAGUCAGCGCAGCAGAGUGCUGAUAUGGCGUACUACGGACAACAUGGUAGCCAGAGCCGAUUUGAUGAGAGCAAUAUGAGUGGCCAAUGGAGCGGCGAGUUUGACGGCGGAUACGCAGAUCACCGAGCUCAAGGGCAGCCUCGUCCCUCGGGCCUCCGGGGCGGCGGCGGUAGCGAUUAUGAUGAGUUCUCAGCGGGCGAUGAGGCUUAUUUCACAUCACAAGCGCCUCGACGGGCACAGACUGUGAACUAUCAUGCCGGAGGCCCUUCUGGCCAUGAAGUUGAGGACCCGGCAGCAGUCCGUCCGUACCACCGAACGCCUACGGGACUAUCACCCAAAGAUAUGAAACAGGCCGACAGACUCGAAGUUAAUCUAGAAGGUGCAUUGGACAUUGCUUUGAACAUGGAAGUAAACGCCAAGGAUCCUACCGGAAUUACCGUGCCAUAUCGAAUUUUGGUCCCCAAGCUGUUCUAUGAAUAUUCUUCCCAGGACGAUCUGUUCCAGGCGGCAGAACCAACGGGAAUCAAAAAGUUCCUCAGCUUUAGGAAGAAGCCCAAGGGCCCCGCCGCGGGGCCAGAGCUGGAACCGGAACCGGAGCCGACUGAUGAGAUGGGAUAUGACGACGAUGAAGUUGACGACGAAAGAUACUAA
Molecule: messenger RNA, 5049 nt
Organism: Trichoderma asperellum CBS 433.97
Lineage: Eukaryota; Fungi; Ascomycota; Sordariomycetes; Hypocreales; Hypocreaceae
Source: RefSeq, a predicted model, not a curated record